UGAUCGCAGCGGUAUACAGCGGUAUUUAUUGCGCUGCUGCUCUCUUCUUGAUAUUGAUAGUUGUUGAUCUGAUUUCCUCUGAUCGGACCGAAAUGCAGGCGAAUUUGGCGCUGGCCAAGGGAGAGAUAGACAUGGAGGACACCAAGAUCAAGCUAGAGCCGCAGGACGAAGUGCCGCACAGUGCCGUCAAAAUUCUGAGCGCAUGUGACACGCUGAAUAUUUUGGACGAGGGAUCUGAAAUGAUAACAGUGCCGAUCAGGGAUCGUUUGCGCUCCGAGGACGAGCGCCUAUUUAUCGCCAGUCUUGGACUCGAUCAGCAACAGAUAUUUGCAUCUCCAUCGGAUAACAACCCAACCCGAAAAGUUUGCAGUAUUUGCCAGUAUAAGUUUAAAAGCCAACUGGAUAUAUCAGGGCACCAGGUUCACCAUGAAAUGAACUUUCAUUUCUGUCGCCUGGGCUGUGGCAUAUGGUUGGAUACUCUCGAAAAGAUCCUUGAGCAUGAAUAUCGUCAACACUCCCAGCCGGGACAUGUGUUUUGCUGUAGGGUUUGCGAUUUUUUGGCAAAGGGUGCGGACGACCUGGCCCGCCACAUGCAACGGCACAUUUACGUAUAUCGCUUUGUUUGUUCCAUUUGUCGUCGACAUUUUGAUUCCAAGCAGAGUCUUAAUUUGCAUAGGAAGCAGAGCCAGGACGCUUGCAGACGUGUGGAUUUCAGACAGGGGCUAUCUUUGAAGCCAGAACUUGUGGCAGUUAGUACGCCGGUGCCUUCAGAGUCUUUUUGCAAUGUGCAGAUAAAAGAGGAGCCCAUUACCGCAGACGAUGGAGAUCAAAUGCUAUUGGAAGACAACCCUACACUUAACAUAAAAUUGGAAGUACAGGACGACGAAAUGCCAGAUGUCAGCAUUAAGGAGGAACAGUCAAAUGAUACGAUCUGGCCAGCCAUACCUACUCCGCUAAGGAAUAAACUGCGCCUGCCAGCUUUGAGCUCCACCAAAAAGCCGUUGGACCUAAAAACAGGUGUUAAGCGUAAUGGACUACCAACAUCUAACGCGGAAUCUCUUAACAAAAAAUCCCUUCACGCAGCGAUCUCCGAUAAUUCAAAUAUUCUUCAAAUUUCAAAUUCUUCAAUUGCAGCCAAUAUACUAAAAGUGUUACCCAGUAACUGCAUGGUCAUCAAGUUGCCCCCCAACACAAAAAUUUUUAAGAUGCCAGGUCAAGCUCCAACUGUCCCUAAGGAAUCUCUUACUGUAACUGUGAAUGGUACGGAGAAUUUUAACAAUGUCAUAAAGAUUCCGCAGGCGACAAGUAUAAGUACCGUCAGUUCUGUUGAUAGUCCUCCAAGUAUUGCUACUCCUGAUACUGUUACGACUGUGCUACCACCCCAAACUCACGGUCGAUCAUCGUGCUUCCUUGUCGACGCGUUUAACAAAUCUGAGAGCAGACCCGAGUCCAUGAAGAUAAUCAAUGAAUUUCGUAAUCAAAUUCGCUCCAUAGAAAAGACAUUGCCACUACCAGGAACAGUGCUACAAUCCUCCAAAGUAAAGAUUAAUGAAUCAACACCAUCUUCUAAGGAUGCACCCAGACCCGUAGAAGUGAUUUUCAACCGCUUGUCUUUUCUGGUGGCCAAGGGGCUUCAUAUUCAGUACCCGCUAUAUCGUUUCAUGUGGACUUGUCCGCUAUGCCAGCGAAUUUUUGAAAAGCAUUGCGUAUUUCGUACGCAUCUGGUUAGCAAGCAUGACUUAACGGAUGAAAAGUGUAACUCUCUUAAAGUGGUCUUAAUGCCUUCUAAAAUACUUUCCGAGGACUCAGGAAAUGCUGCAACUGAAAAAGUAAAUGCGCCAUCGGCUACGAUUGUGGAAUCGAAUCCACAAUCGCCAGUUAUUCCUCCAGAAGUACACAAUACUGUUAAUUCACCUUUUCUUGUAAGCGGAGUGGUUGCUCCUUUAACAGAUCAGACUUCAGCACUAUCCAAUAUUCCUGUUAACAAAGGUUUAUCACCGACAAGUAUAAAUAAGCAAACAUCAAGAGGCUCCAAGAAGUCCAAGAACAAUCAACUGAAUUGUACACAGUUCCAGUGUACCGAAUGCUCAAAAGUGUUUACUACUUUUGGAGCCCUCCGCAUUCACAAGUCAAUACACACGGGAGAACUGCCUCACAAGUGCAACUACUGUGACAAGCGUUUCCGAACUCCUGGACAAGUGCGAGUUCAUCACCGUCGCCACACCGGAGAGAAACCAUUUAAGUGCAAGAUUUGCUCGCUGGACUUUACUCACCGGGAAACUUUAAUUUCCCAUCUAUCGCGUCAUAUUGGGAUGAAGCGGUAUAAAUGCUACGGAUGCGAUAAAUACUUCGUAGUUGUCAGCGGCUUACGUGCCCAUCGUCGUCUCCGGCCAGACACAUGUGGGAAGGUGAAGUUCACGGCUCGAGCCCAUGGUCCCCGCGUGCGGGUCAUCAGGGGGGAGGUGGUGUUCGAGCAUCACCCAGAGCACAACGGCUACCUACGCAGUGAAGACCCGCUCAACAUUUUGUCCCAACGUGAUCAAACCGACUCAACCCAACCAGAAACUGCAAAGGGUAUAAAUUAAUUGUUUUUUUUUUUUUUUACUGUACAAUAUCUUUACUGUGUUUAACGCCAUUUCGAUAUAGAUCGUAUUUUUUUGAAAAACGCGAUGAUUUAUUCAUUAGGAAAUAGGAUCUGGAUCCAUAGAAAUUAACAUUGAUAUUGCCAUGAAUUACCAUUAAUUUCUAAGUCUUCAAUUGUUCCAACAAAGUCCAUAAAAAUAUACGUAUGUGCUAUUAAAAAUAUA
Messenger RNA from Drosophila yakuba, 2807 nucleotides. RefSeq lists its product as uncharacterized. The transcript is spliced from 7 exons. Gene Ontology annotation, biological process: regulation of DNA-templated transcription. NCBI's taxonomy places the organism in Eukaryota, Metazoa, Arthropoda, Insecta, Diptera, Drosophilidae. Bases 93 to 2585 code for a protein of 830 amino acids. Gene Ontology annotation, molecular function: DNA-binding transcription factor activity, RNA polymerase II-specific; RNA polymerase II cis-regulatory region sequence-specific DNA binding. The record is from RefSeq and is a predicted model, not a curated record.